CCUCUCGAUACGUCCAGUCGAACGCUUGAAAUGCCACGUACUCUCAAUCGCGACGGACGUUCAGCGAGCGCACUCCGUGCUCCAGGUGGCGCACAUAGGAAGGUUGCCACGAGAGACAUUGUGCCCUGUGGAUCCUUGUCUCAUAACAGGUAAGAUUUGACGAAACUCACACCAGCUCCGCAGCACACUUGUCGAUGCCUUCCUCGUCCGUUGAUGACCUUAUUCUCAUCGGAGGUCCAGACGCGUGGCGCCCAUCUCCCAGAACGACGCCAUGGCUCCCAAACACGCGCGAUCACAGAAAGCGUCGUCAGGCUCCAGGAAGAAAGCCAAGACGUAUUGCUGCGCGACUGGCGAGGUGCUGCGCGGGCUGAAUAGGUGGCACUGCGAUGGCGACGAAGUGAGCGAGGAGAACCCGCAAGAUAACAACUUGAAGCACGAGAACUGGUCGCAAAUUUACGCCUGCUAUACCCAACGCGCCGCAAACGUCCCACACGACUCCUUCAGCUUCUCCAUAACCACUAAACCCUCCUACCCCGACUGGAAUACCCUCAUAUCGCACGAAUCCUUUGUCUUCCCCAACCCCCAGCGCCGUCGCAAGCAUGACCUCGUGCUUCGCAAGCACGCCCUUGUGUGGGUGCACUUCGAAGACGACUCCGAAGCGACCUCCGAAAACCUUGCCAUUGUGUUGGAUAUUCGAUAUCCGCUCGUCCACAUCCUCUGGGCGUAUACGAAGGACGACGCGCGGGCAUGUAAACCUGCAGGCAAAGGCAAAGGCAGGCGCCCGCCUGUGGACGUGGCUGCGUGGCCGCCACCAGAUAAGCGUGGUAACUCGUUUGUCCUCUCUUCGCACGCCGAAGUCGUGCACUGGUGCAACCUGGCGGACGUCUCGUCUGCGGAGGAUCUUGCGAUACUAGCAUGCCCGCAGCGGGUGCUGCACCCUGGCGUCAAGAAGAUGGAGUUUGUGAAGGUGAACUUGGACAGCAGCGUAUGCGCCGUGGCGGGCGCGAUUCGAGCGAGUCUAGGGCACGCUGACUCCCAAAACGACUGCCUGAUGGACCAUCGGGGCGGCCGGUGCGCGAUGCAGCGUGCAGUCGACAUGCCCGGCUCCACGAACGAGCGCCAUACCGACGUCGAAGGCCACGUAGACGACGGAUCUGAGGACGAAGCUGAAGCCGACGCCGACUCAACCGCGCCAGCCGCCCGCACAACCACCCCUCCCUCGCCUUCGCUCCGCGCGAACGAGAGCGAAACCCUCCCAGCUGCCGCCGACAGCGACAACGAAGAUCCGGACGGGCUCGAAUCGCCGCCUAGUCCUCGACCCGAGCAUC
Messenger RNA from Paraphaeosphaeria sporulosa, 1328 nucleotides. RefSeq lists its product as uncharacterized. The record is from RefSeq and is a predicted model, not a curated record. The transcript has 3 exons. The annotation marks the transcript as partial. NCBI's taxonomy places the organism in Eukaryota, Fungi, Ascomycota, Dothideomycetes, Pleosporales, Didymosphaeriaceae.